Molecule: messenger RNA, 1131 nt
Organism: Sorghum bicolor (sorghum)
Lineage: Eukaryota; Viridiplantae; Streptophyta; Magnoliopsida; Poales; Poaceae
Product: probable indole-3-pyruvate monooxygenase YUCCA10
Exons: 4
Coding region: 1-1131 (376 amino acids)
Molecular function (GO): NADP binding; flavin adenine dinucleotide binding; monooxygenase activity
Source: RefSeq, a predicted model, not a curated record
AUGGAGUUGGCUGUGCUGAUCAUCGGUGCCGGACCAGCUGGACUGGCGACGGCGGCAUGCCUCAGCCAGCGUUCCAUCCCCUACCUCAUCGUUGAGCGUGAGGACUGCAGCGCGUCGCUGUGGCGCUACCGCACCUACAACCGCGUCAAGCUUCACCUGUCCAAGGAGUUCAGCUCCCUGCCGUACAUGCCGCAUCCGGAUGGCACCCCAACCUACAUUCCCAAGGAGGAGUUUCUGAAGUACCUGGACUGCUACGCCCAACAUUUUGACAUCAAGCCCAGGUAUUGCACUUGCGUUGUGUCAGCAGCAUACGAUGAGGGAACCAGACGCUGGAUUGUCGCUGCACGUGACACGGCAGCGGGCACAGAAAUCCUGUAUGCAGCGAAGUUCCUGGUCGUGGCCACCGGUGAGAAUGGAGAGGGGAGGAUUCCGGAGAUCUUGGGUCUAGAGAGCUUCCACGGGGAGGCUAUCCACUCUUCAACCUACAAGUCAGGAAGCAGCUAUGCUGGGAAAAGGGUUCUCGUGGUUGGUGCUGGAAAUUCUGGGAUGGAGAUUGCCUAUGAUCUCGCAAGCCAUGGCGCCGACACCUCAAUUGUUGCUCGCAGUCCGGUACACAUAAUGACCAAGGAACUGAUCCGUCUGGGAAUGACAUUUAUCCAAUAUAUACCAAUUACAAUAGUGGAUCUUUUUAUAAUGAACAUAGCCGAUGUCAUAUUUGGUGAUCUAUCAAAGUAUGGCAUCGUGCGGCCUAGAAUUGGCCCCCUCCUACUCAAAUCCAAAACGGGACGAUCUUGUGUAAUUGAUGUUGGGACAGCCGGGUUGAUUAAGAAUGGCAUCGUCAAGGUGUUCAAGGGGAUAUCGAAGAUCACUGGAAACAAAGUUCAAUUCGAAUGUGGGAAUGGUUCCGAAUUUGAUGCCAUCGUGUUUGCAACAGGUUACAAAAGCACUGCGAAUUUGUGGCUCAAGGACGACAAGUGCAUGCUGAACAGUGACGGACAUCCAAACAAAGGUUAUCCCAAUAUUUGGAAAGGUGAAAAUGGCCUCUAUUUCUCUGGUUUUGCGAGGAUGGGAUUGGCUGGUAUUUCCAAGGAUGCUUACAACAUUGCCAAUGACGUGGCGUCUGUCUAUUGA